Messenger RNA from Penicillium waksmanii, 1527 nucleotides. RefSeq names its product general substrate transporter. Gene Ontology annotation, molecular function: carbohydrate:proton symporter activity. The transcript is spliced from 5 exons. The record is from RefSeq and is a predicted model, not a curated record. Lineage: Eukaryota; Fungi; Ascomycota; Eurotiomycetes; Eurotiales; Aspergillaceae. The coding region runs from base 1 to 1527 and encodes 508 amino acids. Gene Ontology annotation, cellular component: membrane. Gene Ontology annotation, biological process: transmembrane transport; carbohydrate transport.
AUGCGUUCUUGGUACGGAAGGGGUCGCUCCCUUCAAGUGGCUGUCACUGCUUGCUGCUUGGCUGCCUUCAUUCUAUUUGGUUAUGACCAAGGAGUUUUCAGUGGAAUUGUUGGCAAUGAGGAUUGGAUGAAGCAGUUUGGUUAUCCCAAUGACUCCGAGGAGGGCAUUAUCGUCAGCUGCUAUAACCUGGGAUGCUUGGUGGGAUGCUUAAUCAGUUUCUUCAUUGGUGAAUAUCUCGGCCGCCGGAAGACGAUUUGGUUGGCAAUGGGCGUGGUAAUUGUCGGUGCUGUUUUGCAAACCACUGCUUUCACGGUACCUCAUCUCAUCAUCGGCCGAUUGGUAACAGGAGCCGGAACCGGCCUGAAAACAUCGACUGUCCCGAUGUACCAAGCCGAGAUGUGUGACGGAAAAACGCGCGGUCGUCUCAUCGCUUCCGAGGUUCUCUUCGUUGCCGUAGGCAUUGUUGUGGCGUACUGGUUCGACUUUGGCAUGUCUUUUGUUGGAGGCCCCAUUGCCUGGCGGCUUCCUAUCGCCAUGCAAAUCAUCUUUGCGAUUUUCGUCAUCGUUUUAGUAUUCGGUCUGCCCGAGUCGCCUCGCUGGCUCAUGAAUCAUGGCCAAGAAAAGGAGGCCAUAGAGGUUCUUUGUGCUGUCUAUGAUAAACAAGAGUAUGAAGAAUACAUCGUCAACGAGCGCCGAGCCAUUAUCUCUGCCAUCGAGCUGGAGAGUAACGCGACCAAAAAGCCUUUCUGGUCAAUCUUCCGCAACGAUGAAGUUAAAACCGGCCAGCGAGUUCUUCUUGCAUGGGGCAUGCAGCUCAUGAAUCAGGUUGGCGGGAUCAACUUGGUGGUAUAUUUCGUGCCGACUGUUCUGAAGCGAAACGUUGGCCUUGACAGCCAACUGUCCCAAAUCCUCGGUGGGUGCAUUCAAAUAAUGUUCAUGCUUGGUUCUCUUCUUCCAGCAUUCAUGCUCGAUCGCAUGGGCCGUCGUCGCACCAUGAUGAUUGGCUCUUUUGGUUUGGGUGUUUGCAUGAUGAUGGUUGCGGCACUGUUGUCACAAGUUGAUAAACCCAACGGAACGACCUACGCCUCCGCAUCGGUAUCAUUCUUCUUCCUCUUUAUGCUUAUCCACGGCAUGUCGAUUAACUCCGUACCAUGGGUGUAUGUACCGGAGAUCCUACCCCUCGAGGCCCGCACCAAGGGCACAGCUGUCGGUAUCAGCUCCAACUGGCUGUGGAACUUCACCGUGGUCAUGAUCACGCCGGUUAUCAUUAACCGUAUUCAAUGGAAGGCGUAUCUGAUCUUCAUGAUUACGAACUUCCUUUUCAUUCCUGUCGUUUAUUUCUUCUACCCGGAGACCGGAAACUUGCGCCUCGAGGAUGUGGACCUGAUUUUCUCUCGUGGUGGCGACCCAGUCAAGCAGGCCCGUUUGAUGGCCGCUGAGAUCAAGGCUCACGGCUACCUUAUCUCAGAUCAGACAGGAGAUGAGAAAGAACUUAAAGGUUCCAGCGUUGCAGUGGAACAUGUAUAG